Messenger RNA from Gossypium arboreum, 1494 nucleotides. RefSeq names its product ankyrin repeat-containing protein BDA1-like. The transcript has 2 exons. The record is from RefSeq and is a predicted model, not a curated record. NCBI's taxonomy places the organism in Eukaryota, Viridiplantae, Streptophyta, Magnoliopsida, Malvales, Malvaceae. The coding region runs from base 1 to 1494 and encodes 497 amino acids. Gene Ontology annotation, molecular function: protein binding.
AUGGAUGAGAGGAUGAUAGAGGCUGCCCAAACAGGAGAUAUUAACCUCUUGUAUGAGUUGAUUCUGAAUGAUCCCUAUGUUUUAGAGCGUAUUGAUGAUGUGCCUUUUUUUCAUACUCCAUUGCAUGUAGCUGCCUCUGCUGGGCAUAUUGAGUUUAUGCUGGAGAUGAUCAAAUUAAAGCCAACGUUUGCAAGAAAGCUAAACCAAGCUGGGUUUAGCCCCAUGCACUUGGCUCUGCAAAAUCACAGAACUCAUGCAGUGCUUCGACUCCUCAGGUUUGAUGAAGGCCUUGUCCGUGUCAAAGGUAGGGAGGACCUCACUCCUCUGCAUCAUGUGGUUCAAAAUGAAAACUUGAAUCUUUUGAAGAAGUUUCUUGAGGUUUGUCCUCAGGCUAUUCAAGAUAUGACAGUUCGAGAUGAGACGGUUUUCCAUCUUGCUGUGAAAAACGACAUGUUCGAAGCUUUCCAAGUCUUGGUGGGGUGGCUUAUGAGAAGUUGGUAUGAGUCUCCCCGAUGGGAGAAAGAACUACUGAGUUGGCCAGACAUUGACGGCAACACUGUUUUACACAUUGCAGCUAUCAGAAACAGACCACGGGUGGUAAAAGUAUUGCUGGAACACAUGCGGCAAGACCAAAUCAAUGCCAAAAAUUUGGAGGGAUUAACAGCACUAGAUAUCCAAUCACAAUACCCAUGGAAUGAAAGGCAAGCGGAUAGGAUUAUAGUUAUGCUAAGCAAAGCUGGAGGUUUGAGUGGUUCCUCUUCCUCGCUUCCCAAUACCUCCAUCUCUUCAUUACACAUCGAAUCUUUAAAAGACAAGAUGUCACGGUCUCAAAAAUGGGCAACAAGAGCAGGUCGAGGAAAGAAGGGUAUGGCACAUGAGAUGCGGAACACAUUUCUAGUAGUGACAGUGCUAAUUAUAACAACCACUUACGAAGCCUCUUUAAAUCCUCCAAUGAAGCCUGAUGACAGUCCAUCCAUAAAAUACCAAGUCUCUUCAAGUCAAGAUGAGCCUCUCAAUUCCCACACAUUUUUGCAUAAAACCGACAUCAAUUCUGCACCCAUACCCAGUCCCUCCUCAAUGGACGUUUCCAAAGAAGAUGAUUGGACAUUUGAAACCUCCUCAUUUUGGUUUUACAACACUUUGACAUUUUGGGCAGCAGUGUUUUUAACAGCACUUCUCCUACCACCUCAUCCAAUAUUCUCUUCCUUGAUUCUUCUAACACUUGCCUUCUUUGGGAAAUCUUACAUGCAUUUAUUUGAUGUUUCCUCAUGGUCAUGGGAACAUUCAUUCGAGUUUUCCAAUAAAGACACACACUUAUUAUAUGAUGUAGCCUCCGUUUGUAAUGUUAGUUUCUCAAUAUUGCUGGUUUUCCUUGUAGAAUACCAGACCAUGUUUUAUGUUUGCAGGAGCGUAAACAUUUCCAAACCAAAAUUCUUCUUCCUCGUACUGAUCGUCGACAUUGGCUACAUGGUUUUUAUGUAUGGCCCAGUUUAG